This is a messenger RNA of Corticium candelabrum, 5321 nucleotides long. Its product is annotated as intraflagellar transport protein 172 homolog. The transcript has 54 exons. Gene Ontology annotation, cellular component: intraciliary transport particle B; ciliary basal body; axoneme. The record is from RefSeq and is a predicted model, not a curated record. Gene Ontology annotation, molecular function: protein binding. The coding region runs from base 35 to 5299 and encodes 1754 amino acids. NCBI's taxonomy places the organism in Eukaryota, Metazoa, Porifera, Homoscleromorpha, Homosclerophorida, Plakinidae. Gene Ontology annotation, biological process: intraciliary transport.
UCGUUGGCGCUUGAUAAACACACGCUGUGAGAAAAUGCGUUUGAAGCAUGUCAGAACGUUGAUGCCUCCAAACGACGGAGCCUUCCGAGUGAUGGCAAUGGCGUUCACUCCUAACAACGUGAAACUGGCCGUCGCGACCACGGACAGGGUCAUUCAUUUCUUUGACGAGAACGGAGAAAAGAGAGACAAGUUCUCAACCAAGCCAGCAGAGAAAGAAUAUGGCAGGAACAGUUAUCAAGUGACCUCCUUGGCAUUUAGUCCUGAUUCUACCGUAAUGGCAGUCGGACAGACCGACAACAUCGUGUAUCUCUACAAAGUGGGAGAAGGCUGGAAUGACAAGAAAUCUAUAAUCAACAAGUUGUAUCAAGACAGUGCUGUAACGUGCCUUUUAUGGCCAGUACAGCAGCCGGCACUCAUAAUUGGUCUGGCAGAUGGCAAGGUUCGAACUACAAGUGUGAAAGCAAAGCGAACACACACACUAUACAGUACAGAUCAAUACGUGUGCUCAUUAGCAGCUAGUCCAAAUGGCAAGGGCAUAAUCUCUGGUCACGCUGACAAUUCUAUUGUUCGUUACUUCUUUGAUGACGAAGGAACAGGAGCAAUUCAGGGUCAGAUUGCUAAGCAUAGCUGUGAACCUUAUGCGUUAUGUUGGGGCUCGAGCAUUAUUGCUGCUGGUUGUGAUCGCAAAGUGAUAGUGUAUGGAGAUGAUGGGAAGAUAGUGCAACAGUUUGAUUACAGCCGAGAGGGUGAUGAGAAAGAUUUCAUGUGUGCGGUUGCUAGUCCGACAGGCCAGUCAGUGGUAAUUGGCAGUUUCAACAGACUUAGAAUGUACAAUUAUAGUCCAAGACGUGGUGUGUGGGAUGAAGCAAUGAAGAAAGAUAUUGCAAAUCUUUACUCUGUUACAGCAUUAUCUUGGAAACGAGAUGGAUCACGAGUAGCAGCUGGUGCUCUAUGUGGGAAUGUCGAGCUGUUUGACUGUGCUCUCAAGCGAAGUGUUUACCAAAACAAAUUUGAGAUGACAUACGUUGGUCUCAGUCAAGUGAUUGUCAAGAACUUGACUACAGGAACAAGAAUCAAUCUGAGAUCACACUAUGGCUAUGAGAUCGAUGAGGUAAAGAUAAUGGGGAAGGACAGAUACCUGGUUGCAUUCACAACAGACACUUUAUUGCUUGGAGAUCUGGUGUCGUGUAAGCUAAGCGAGGUUGCGUGGUCCACCUCAGGAGGCAACGAGAAGUUCUUUUUCGAGAAUGAGAAUGUGUGUAUGGUUUUCAACGCUGGUGAAUUGUCUAUCAUUGAGUACGGUUUAAGUGACAUACUCGGAUCUGUGAGAACAGAAAACAUGAAUCCACAUCAAAUAAGUAUUCGUAUCAAUGAAAGGAAGCAGCGUGACAGUGAAGACAACAAGAAACUGGCUUACUUGAUUGAUCUCAAGACUGCAGCGAUUGUGGAUCUUAUGUUUGGUACAACCAUCGGAAUUGUGAAUCAUGAUGUGAAGAUUGAUUGGUUGGAGUUAAACGAAACUGGAAGAAAACUUUUGUUUAGAGACAAACAGCUGAAGCUCCAUCUUUAUGACAUUGCAACAGAAUUGAAGACAACCAUUCUUAACUACUGUACGUACGUUCAGUGGGUUCCUUUGAGUGACGUAGUUGUCGCACAGAGUCGCGGCCAACUUUGUAUUUGGUACAACAUCGACGCUCCAGACCAAGUCACCAUGUUUCCCAUGAAAGGCGACAUUUUGGACAUCGAGAGAACAAACGGACGGACAGACGUGAUGGUCAAUGAAGGCGUUGGGACCGUAAAUUACACACUUGAUGAAGGCUUGAUUGAGUUCCGGACUGCUAUUGAGGAUGGAGACUACCUGCGAGCUGUAACGUUUCUCGACACGUUGGAAUUUUCAUCAGAAACGGAGGCCAUGUGGAGGACACUCGCUGAUUUGUCUCUGAAAGCAAGGCAGCUACAUAUUGCUGAAAGAUGCUAUGCAGCAAUCGGUGAUGUUGCACGAGGUCGCUACCUUCGUGAGGUAAACAAGAUUGCGAAUUAUGUUGCUGCUGAAACUGGUCGAGAUGGCACUGACAAUUUCAUGGUGAGAGCCAAGUUGGCAAUUCUAAACAAGGAAUUCAAACUGGCCGAGAGUAUCUACUUGGAACAAGGCCACAUCAAUGAGGCAAUGGAAAUGUAUCAAGAACUGCACAUGUGGGACGAGUCCAUUGCAGUAGCAGAAGCAGCCGGCCAUCCAGAGUUGGAUACAUUGAAGACAAGCUACUAUCAGCAUCUAAUGGACACAAAUCAGGAGGAAAAAGCAGGAGAGUUGCGUGAGAAGCAAGCGGACCCUAUGGGAGCAAUCAACUUGUACAUGAAGGCAGGUUUGCCUGCUAGGGCUGCUCGAGUUGCACUUGAAAAUAGUGAUAUGAUGGGAGUGAACGAUGUCAUGGAACGUAUUGCUGCUGCUUUGAUGAAGGGUGGACUAUAUGAGAAGGCUGGUGAGAUGUUUGAGAAGUUACGGAUGCAUCAGAAAGCUCUUGAGGCUUACAGGAAAGGAAGGAUUUUCCGACGUGCUAGAGAUCUGUCUCGAACAAAUUUUCCUAAUGAGGUAGUUGGUCUCGAAGAAGAAUGGGGAGAUCAUUUGGUGUCUCAGAAGCAGUGGGACAAGGCUAUAGAGCAUUUCAUAGAAGCAGGGCGGUCUGUGAAGGCUAUAGAUGCAGCCAUUCAGUCUAAACAGUGGAAGAAGGCUGUACAGAUUGUUGAGACGCAGGAAGAUUCAGUUGCAGUUAGAUAUUUUCGGCAAAUUGGACAACAUUUUGCAUCAAACAAGCAGUACCAGGAUGCAGAAAAAUAUUUUGUGAAAGCAGGCACACCGAAAGAUGCAGUGGACAUGUACAUUGCAAUCAAUAUGUGGGAACAAGCACACAAGCUUGCUGUUACUUGCAUGAAAGCAGAAGAUGUUGCUACAUUGUACAUCUCACAAGCACAACACAUGGAAUCAGAAGGCAAAUACAGAGAGGCUGAAAGGCUUUAUGUCAUUGUCAAUGAGCCUGAUUUGGCAAUAACUAUGUACAAGAAAAUUAAGCAGCAUGACAAUAUGAUCAGACUCGUAGGCAUACAUCACAACGAACUUCUGGCAGACACACAUCUUCACCUGGCAAAGGAGAUGGAGGCAGAAGGGCAGCAUCGACAGGCAGAGCAACAUUACUGUGCUGCAGGAGACUGGAGGGCAGCAGUCAAUUUGUAUAGAGUUGCUGAUAUGUGGGAAGAAUCAUAUCGGGUUGCAAAGCAACAUGGUGGUGCUAAUGCAGCUAAACAAGUUGCAUAUUUAUGGGCCAAAAGUCUUGGUGGAGACUCGGCUGUCAGACUUCUUACCAAAUUUGGUUUAUUGGAUGCAGCAGUUGACUAUGCUGCUGACAAUUGCUCAUUCGACUUUGCCUUUGAAUUGGCGAGGGCAGCUCUGAGGACCAAGUUGCCUGAAAUUCAUCUGAAAUAUGCAAUGUAUCUUGAAGAUGAGGGCAAAUUUACUGAGGCUGAGACUGAGUUUAUUAAAGCAAACAAACCUAAAGAAGCUGUUUUGAUGUAUGUUCAUAGUCAAGACUGGAGCAGUGCACAAAGAGUGGCUGAAGAGUAUGAUCCUUCCAGUGUGCCAGAUGUGCUUGUUGGACAGGCUAGAGUGGCAUUUGAACAAAAGGAUUACCAAGCAGCUGAGUCUUUUCUACUACGAGCUCACAGACCAGAACUAGCAGUGAAAUUUUAUAAGGAAGCUACUAUGUGGACGGAUGCUAUUAGAGUAGCAAGGGAAUACGUUCCAAACAAGCUCCCACAAUUACAGAAAGAAUACGAGAUUUACAUGAACAGCUCGAAGGGAAUUAAAAGCAAGGAUGACUUACUAUCACCAGCCAAGACUUGGGAACAGAGUGGUGAUUAUCAUCGAGCAAUUGAUGCCUAUCUGAAGAUUACCGUACAGCAAAAUUCAGAUUAUGACUUUUUAGUCAACUGCUGGGAAAAGGCUGUGGAACUUGCUAUGAAAUUUGUUCCUGAGCGCACAAAUGUUGUGGUUGGGACAGUUUGUGAGAGGCUGGUGGCUAUAGAGCGUUUUGAACAGGCUGCUGACUUGUACCUUGGAGUGGAAAUGGUGAAAGAAGCAUUGGAUUUUCUUAUGCAAGGUGGUCUAUGGGAUCGAGCAAAGCGUACUGCUGCUCAGAUGGCACCACAAUAUGCAGAGUAUGUGUCAAAGAAGUACAAGGAAUAUCUCUCUAACAAAGGAGGAGCUGAUGCUGCAGCGACGUUGGUUGGUGAGGAUCCUAUUGCAGGUCUGGACAUGCUGGCUCAUCAAGGUCAGUGGGAUCAGUGCAUCGCAAUGGCUCAAAAGCAGGGCUCUAGCGUACUGAACAAGUAUGUGGCUAUGUAUGCCACCCAUUGCAUCAAAUCUGAAAAACCAAUUGAAGCUCUUCAGUUGUUUUCAAAGUACGGUGCUCCUCCGUCUCCACAGAAUUUCAAUAUAUACAAGCGACUAGCUCUUGAUCUCUUUUGUCUGACUUCUGCACCUUACAAAGUGUGGGCUGAUUUCAGGGAUAUGCUGUUGAAUCUGACCGAGUCUGUUGCUGAAACACCUGCUGCCGACACGGCUGUUGCUCAAGAACUUGAAGAGUAUCUUUUGAUUGCACAUUAUUAUGCUGUUCGGUCAGCAUGCCAUGGGAAAAAGUCAUUGGAGCAGAUUGCUGUGAAGCUGACUAUCUCUCUUCUUCGUCAUUCAGACGUUGUUCCUGUGGAUAAGGCAUUUUAUGAAGCAGGGAUAGCAGCAAAGACGGGCGGUCAAGAUAAUAUGGCAUUUGUAUUUCUCAAUCGUUUUCUUGAUCUGUGUGAUGCGAUUGAAGAGGGGAGCUUGGAUUCUAUGGAUAACAGUGAUCUUAUGGACACAGACAUACCAUUUGAAGUUCCUCUUCCUGAGAAACAUUUCAUAUCAGAGGACAAACGAGAAGAAAUUAAGGAAUGGGUGUUAGCAGUAUCCGUUGAUCAGCAGAUUGAGCAGUCUCUGACAGUGGAUGAGAGGGACACGUACGAGGCAGCACUUGUUGAUUCUCACACUAAAGUUCGAUCUCUUCCUUGCGUUAUAUCUGGCUAUCCUGUACUUCGUAGCAAGAUUGAGUUUAGAAGACGUGAACGAGCUGCUUCAAAAGAGGAUUGGAAUAAGUUUGUCAUGUCUUCCAAGGUACCGAAUAGCAGUGAAUGCCAAGAUGUGCUCAGAUUCUUAGGACGUUGGUGUGGAGCACCACAAAACCCGUCUUAUUCGUUUCAGCUUCCAUGGUGCUAAUUAAGUUGUCAUUCGUCUGUGA